GCUAGGGAGGGAUGCCAGGGCUGGAGGCAGGUUCUCCCGGGGGCUGCUCAGUGGUGUGCGAUGCUAGAGGAGGGUUCCAGGCCUUGGUCCAACUUGGCCACUACCUCCCGGGGUGACCGCAGUCAAGACCCUGCUCCUUUCUGCGAGCUGGUUUCGCACUCUUAUCUGAUGCAACGCGCCGAGAGCUGCUAGGGAAUGAUAUCACUAACCCAGAGCUUUGGGACUUAGGGGUAGAAGACAUGUGCCAAGGAGGGGCGUGUAGUCACCGUUAAGACGGGGCCUUCGAUCAGAAUUUUGAUUUUUCACCUCCGCCACUUUCUACCUAAGAGAUGGGGAGUGACCUAAGCGAGGUUAAACAGCUAGUUAGCAGCAGACACGGCACUAGAGCCUAAGCCUGCCGUCCCAGCUUCGGUGCCUAUCAUUCCCACUGUGUUGGGGACACCAGGCUGUGCCCAUGUGGUGAGCAGCAUCGUUCAGCAUGAUCAAGUGUGAUCUACCAUGCAUUGUCUCAGAAAGAGGCGAAAGACUCUGAUGUCCAGGUCAGUUCUUGGCAGGAGGUCCAGGAGCAACAGAGCCUCCAGGAGCACAGCGGGCCGAGGCCUUCGUGAGGGCCUUCCUGAAGCGCAGCACACCCGGCAUGAGCCCGCAGGCCCGCGAGGACCAGUUGCAGCGCAAGGCCGUGGUUCUGGAGUACUUCACCCGCCACAAGCGCAAGGAGAAGAAGAAGAAAGCCAAAGGCCUCUCUGCCAGGCAAAGGAGGGAGCUGCGGCUCUUUUAUAUUAAACCAGAGCAGCAGAGAUACAGUCUUUUCCUCCCUCUCCAUGAACUCUGGAAACAGUACAUCAGGGACCUGUGCAAUGGACUAAAGCCAGACACGCAGCCACAGAUGAUUCAGGCCAAGCUGUUAAAGGCAGAUCUUCACGGGGCUAUUAUUUCAGUGACAAAAUCCAAAUGCCCCUCUUAUGUGGGUAUUACAGGAAUCCUUCUACAGGAAACAAAGCACAUUUUCAAAAUUAUCACCAAAGAAGACCGCCUGAAAGUUAUCCCCAAGCUAAACUGCGUGUUCACUGUGGAAAUCGAUGGCUUUAUUUCCUACAUUUACGGGAGCAAAUUCCAGCUUCGGUCAAGUGAACGGUCUGCGAAGAAGUUCAAAGCGAAGGGAACGAUUGACCUGUGAAUUCUUUGCCAUCUAACGCAGUUGUCUAUGACAGCUGAAAACUGGACACUCCUAAAUGCCAACCUUUCAGUGAAGAGACGGUUAAGCCAAUUCUGUUUAUAGACCACCUCCAGCCAGUGACGUUCUGAGUUGAGGAUGCUCAACAAUAUGGGAAGGUCGCGGUGUACCGAGUGAAGAAGUCAGGGGACAGAGGAAUUUCUCUUCCUAGGAGAUCUUCAUUUUGUGUGACUCCCAUGGAAAGGAACAGACUGGCAGGAAGCACACCAGGGUUAACGCUGGUUGACUUGACUAGUAUCACUCGAUUUUAAAAAAUACUUUUCC
Molecule: messenger RNA, 1498 nt
Organism: Chlorocebus sabaeus (green monkey)
Lineage: Eukaryota; Metazoa; Chordata; Mammalia; Primates; Cercopithecidae
Gene: POP4
Product: POP4 homolog, ribonuclease P/MRP subunit
Biological process (GO): rRNA processing; tRNA 5'-leader removal
Cellular component (GO): ribonuclease P complex; ribonuclease MRP complex
Molecular function (GO): ribonuclease P RNA binding
Source: RefSeq, a predicted model, not a curated record